This is a messenger RNA of Brachypodium distachyon (stiff brome), 1531 nucleotides long. Its product is annotated as zinc transporter 1. Gene Ontology annotation, biological process: zinc ion transmembrane transport. The transcript has 2 exons. The record is from RefSeq and is a predicted model, not a curated record. Gene Ontology annotation, molecular function: zinc ion transmembrane transporter activity. Gene Ontology annotation, cellular component: membrane. Bases 120 to 1367 code for a protein of 415 amino acids. NCBI's taxonomy places the organism in Eukaryota, Viridiplantae, Streptophyta, Magnoliopsida, Poales, Poaceae.
AUCCAAAUCCGGAGUACGUUGACAACGACUGCUGUUUGUACUACACGCGCCCGCGGGGUCGAGUUGUACUGCAAUUCAAACCCUCAAGAAAGUCAGCGCCUGUACUGCACUGCAUCUUCAUGCAUACAAGUCAGUCAUCGAUCCAAAGGAAUAGUUUCCAGCAAGAGCUAGCUAGCAACCAAAGCCAACAAGCUCAAUCAAGAACUCCUAAGCUCAAUCAAUCGAGUUCGAUGGCCAGGAGGAGCACUGAUCCGAAGCUCCUCUGCACCUUGCUGAUCCUCCUCCUCUGCGUCGUCCAGCAAGCUCGCGGCCAUGGCGGCAUCGACCACGGCGACGGCGGCGACGAGGACUCGGGCACUACCACGGCGCCGGCGGCUGCGCUCAGGUCGUCCAAGGGCCUGGUGGCCGUGAAGUCCUACUGCUUGGUGAUCCUGCUGGUGUUCACCUUUGCCGGCGGCGUGUCGCCAUACUUCUGCCGCUGGAACGAGACCUUCCUGCUCCUCGGCACCCAGUUCGCGGCGGGAAUCUUCCUCGGCACGGCGCUCAUGCACUUCCUCGCGGGUUCGAGCUCCACCUUCCAUGGGCUCACGGAGAACCAUUACCCGUUCUCCUACAUGCUCGCCUGCGCCGGGUUCAUGUUCACCAUGCUCGCCGACUGCGCCGUCGCCGCCGCCGCCGCCGUCGCCAUCGCCAGGCGGCGGCAGAACCAGAGAGCGGUGGUCAACGAGGAGGAGGAGCUAGGCCAUGGCGGCCGCCGCCUCAAGGGGGAGGAGGAGGAGGGCGGCGCCGGCAAUGGCGCGGCGGCGGCGGCGGCGUCUCCGGCUCCGGCGGCGGAUGCGGAUGGGGACGCGCACCAGCUGCAACAGCACCCGGUGCAGCUCGUGGCGGCGGCGGCGUCGUUCGAGGACGCCGUGCUGCUCAUCGUCGCGCUCUGCUUCCACUCCGUCUUCGAGGGCAUCGCCAUUGGCGUCUCAGCGACAAAGGAUGAGGCGUGGAGGAACCUAUGGACGAUCGGGCUCCACAAGAUCUUCGCGGCGGUGGCCAUGGGCAUCGCGCUACUCCGGAUGAUCCCCAAGCGCCCGUUCCUCAUGACGGUGCUCUACUCGCUGGCAUUCGCCGUGUCGAGCCCGAUCGGGGUGGGAAUCGGCAUCGCCAUCGACGCCACGACAGAGGGCUUGGCGGCAGACUGGACGUACGCCAUCUCCAUGGGGAUCGCCACUGGGGUCUUCGUCUACGUCGCCGUCAACCACCUCAUGGCCAAGGGGUACCGCCCGCAGCAGCCAAACUACUUCGACAAGCCAAUAUUCAAGUUCCUCAGCGCGCUCCUCGGCAUCGCCGUCAUGGCCAUCGUCAUGAUAUGGGACUAGCUGGUUGAUUGGCCAUGGUCACAUGUAGGCAGUGCUUCAUUUGGGUUUUAUUGUGUGUAGCAUUGUUCACAUAUGUAUGUACAUGAUUUACAUUUGGUGAAUGUUUGGAUUUGUUUGUAUGUUAUUUGAACUCCUGUGGAAUGCAUUUGCUUCAUGACCGAGUU